CACGCCCACGCCACACACAUCGAUCAUAGCGCAAUCAUAUAUUUUUGGAAUCAGUUGACUUUUUUGUGGCGCUGACGUUUGUCGUUCAUUCUCGAAUUCAAAUCUUGCAGCUUUGUACCACACUGGUACUCUUUCGGUUUUACCUUUUCAUCCAGAACCAAGAUUUCUAUUUAAAAUGGCGUAUCCUGGGUAUGGAGCUCCCCAGCAGCCAGGCUACCCUGGUGGGAUGCCAGGUUAUGGUGCACCUCCUGUUCAGGACCCUUUAUAUCAGUAUUUUGCUGCUGUGGCUGGACAGGACCAACAGAUAGAUCAGAAAGAGCUUCAACAAUGUUUGACAAGUAGCGGGAUAGCAGGAACAUAUCAGCCGUUUAGUAUAGAGACCUGUACAUUGAUGAUCAACAUGCUUGAUAGAGAUUUUUCAGGAAAGAUGGGCUUCACAGAAUUCAAAGAACUGUGGACGGUGCUCCAGCGGUGGAAACAAACCUUUACACAAGUUGACCAAGACCGAUCUGGCCUAAUCGAUGGUCGAGAACUGGCAGGGGCACUUGCUUCGUUCGGAUAUAGGUUAUCACCCAACGCCAUUGGUGCCCUCGUGAGACGGUAUGGAGUCAACGGCCAGAUUCAGUUUGAUUCCUUUGUUGGAUGUGCAGUACGUCUACGUGCCUUGACAGAUUUCUUCAGGAGAAAAGACACACAACAGAAUGGAAAUGCGAUGAUGCAGUAUGAUGAGUUCAUUACAUACACCAUGUCUGUUUGAUGUUACAAGGCAAAGAAAAGUUCAUUGCCAACACCAUGGCUAUGUAACACGGCUACUGUUUAUAUUGGUGAGUUCAGUGAACACAAGGGUGUAGACAGAAUGGAGAGUCGCAAGGAGGAUUAAGGCCUCUUAUUUUUUAAUAGAAAGUUUACCUUUAGCUACAUAUAGAUUUACCUACCUUGAUGUAUGUAUGUAGUGACUUAAUGUAUUGUUACUCAGAUAU
Lytechinus variegatus (green sea urchin) is the source of this 980-nucleotide messenger RNA. Its product is annotated as sorcin-like. Gene Ontology annotation, molecular function: calcium ion binding. The record is from RefSeq and is a predicted model, not a curated record. Bases 176 to 757 code for a protein of 193 amino acids. The transcript is spliced from 10 exons. Lineage: Eukaryota; Metazoa; Echinodermata; Echinoidea; Temnopleuroida; Toxopneustidae.